GGCCGACGUACGUCCAAAUUCAAGUCGAUUGUUUGCCAGGUCCGAUCAAUCAUCGAAUGGUUCGUUCUGCCCCCAUAUACAUUGGGGUCUGGCAUUUCUAAGCAAUUGAGCUGCCGACCAUCACCAACCUAUUCCGGUAGCGACGAUCAGUGUUGGUUGCGUGAUACGCUCGACCUGUCAUCAACGCUCAAUGGCUACAGAGCAGGCAAGCCAGUAAUUUCCUGGUUUAAUCUCGUACAGCCCCGAACCUGCACAUUCUUGAAUCUGCAGCAACUCAAACCACGCAAUCCAUGAUUGUCUACGUGCGGCCAAGCUCACACAGCUACCCCGCAGGUGAGGAAAGGCAAAGGCGCAACGAUGGGCCCGCCAGCUUUGGAGCAGCUCUUCACGCUACCCUUUGCCCUCCAUCUAACGCCACUGCCGACGCUUGAAUACGUCGUCGAAAGCAAGGGGGAUGAUACUGCGCGUCGAGCUCGACGGCGAAAUCGACGGGAGCUUAAGGAGGCGCUACGAGUUGCAGCCGCUCAAUCUGGCUCUUCCUCUGCAGCAACGGCGGUGGCAGCAGAAGGUAGUGGCGCACGCAGGAGCUCAGCAGCGUCGAUUUUCUCGCCAUCGCCCCUACUCAAUAAGCUCGUGCGCACCAGGUCCCCUUCGACGCAAGUCUCGCCCCCACCGGCAGGAGGGACGGGGCAGAAUGACAGCGGAUUGUUGGCCGGGCUGAGGAGGGGCAGCUCGUCGUUGUUUGGCAAUGGACCGAACUGCGGUGCUGAUGUGAUCUCUGUUCGCGAAGCCAAUAACAUUGCUACUGGGAGAAAUGCUGGCAACGUCUGUAUCUCUGACAACGACAACCCCAAUGCGGAUGACGAGUACGAGUACGAGGAAAAUGAUUAUGACUCAGACGAAGACAAGAUUUCGUCAGAGGAUGCGUCCACCCGUUCCUCCCUCGAGCGCUGCAACAAAUCAGCCAGCUCUUCAUUUGACUUGGCCGGCGGCGCCUCUCGUCUGCGGCCAGUGACAACCAAGUAUGCGCCGCAUUCGCUCGACACAAUUAGUGUCUUGCUCGAGCAGACGGACCUGUUCAGCAGCAUCGAAGCGCUCAGCAAAGCGAUGCGCAUGCUGGAUCGGGCUUCGAUCACCAGGCGAAGAAGCAAAGACCCGUCGAACACUGCCAAUGCAUACGUCGCGAUGGGCGUUCCGCUGGACGGAAUGCCAUCAGGCGACGCAGUCAACCGCGAUGAAGCUUUUGCACAUGCAUUUGCCGCAUCCGCCGAUGUAGCUGCAGCGAGCAGCAACCGGCGCAUGCCGAUCGAUGAGAUGGACCCAGAAGAAGAAGGACUCGAGAAAGACAUUGCAUUUACGACUUUGCGCACCUUCUUCAAUACUCGCUUCAACGUCACGUACAACGGCGAGCGGCGCGAUCCGGCCAAGCCUCUGUACGCGCGACUCGGCAGCGGCAGCGCGAAGCAAGGAGAACCUGACGGAAGCGUUGGCAUCUGUGCGCAUACACGUGCUGCGUACGCAAGUAAACAGGAACAGGGAUCAGAAUUGCUGUCUUCAGGUGGCAAGGGUGAUGACGAAGGAGCCGAGAACAGGCCUCUCACUGCUCUGCGGCGCACUUUCUCACCGACGCGCAUCAUGAGUUUCCCCAGUUCGAACGGCCAAGCGGAGGUCACGAUUUCUGCGUCUGGGAUUGUACAGGGAGGCACGCCGCUAUGUCCGGAGGGCGUCUCCCCUGAUGCUAAGGACAACAAUAGCAAUGGUAAUACCUUUGCGCGCUUGGGAGAUGCAUUCAAGCGAGCAAGGAGCAUGUCGCACACCAGCGCUGCUGCGGGAGAAGUAGGUGUUGGGACCACCCGCGGCGGUGGAACAAUACGAGGCGGCUCGCGUGCAAGCAAAGCGAAGUCAUUAAGCAAGCGCAAGCAAAUGCAGCAGCAGCAACAGCAGCAGGAUGCAAGAUUGGCAUUCGCACAGGCCCAGGAGGCACCACACCCCAUCCGCGUGUUCACUGCUUGGAAUGACGGCCGUUCUUGCGGUGCAGAGAAGCGCAGAAAGGAUGUGCAUUUCAAUGUUAGACUUGACUUGCACAAUGUCGGGUUGGCUCCUGUACCGGAGCGCGUCAAAGCCGAGCGCGCAUUGUUCAAGCAUUCUCAGAAAGCAAGAAGAAGACCCUCUCAUGUCUUGCAUGUCUCGCGCGCACGCUCUCCAUCGGCUACGUCGGUUGAGGAAGGACAUGUUCAUCACUCAGGGGGAGACAAUAGCGCAUUCAAUGGGGGAAUGGACCUUCAAACGGUCAUAUCGCCUGCAUCCAUCGUUUCGUCGAAAUCUUCCUUUGGUGCCACCGGUGUUGGAGGACUACCACUGACACCUUCUACGUCUCCUGCGCCUUUGGAUGUGCUCGCAAAGGCGAGGAGUCACUCUCCACCCAAAGUACGUAGAGGGACGAGCAGCAGCAUGCCAGGUGUAUUACCGAGCGAUCUCUUCGAUGAGGUUCGAGGAGGAAACAGUCCCACAACGAGCGAGGUGCACGAAAGCGCCAGCAUGGGAGUGGGAAAAGACCGCCGUCCAUCGUUCCUGCUGCGCGUGCUGGAUCUGGGAUUCAAAACCCGCGCGCGAAGCGCCAGUGGUAUGAGCUCUGGUUCGAACGCGGACAGUCAGGGCAGUGGGUUUGCUGCCUUUGCGAACCCCAAUCUAUUUUCUUCUGAUUCAGCUCAGUCGCAGUCGCCCUCAGCCAUAUCGCAAGAUGCACUACAGAGCCCCAUCCUCAAUCUGAGCUCAACCUUGCGACCACCUGGAUCGCCAAUGAGGUCAAGGCAAAAUGCGGGAAGCUUCGGAAGCGCCAGCGCUCGCAUGAAUGCGCGUCAUUUUCUCGAAGGCUCCAACCUCGGCGCCGUCCAAGAAAAUACUAACUUUGAUGACGGAGACCGUUCGGAUGCGCUCAGCUUGUCUGAUGAAGCGGAAUUUUGUGACGACUUGAUCUGGCCUGACGAUGACUUACAUUUCGACGAAGGGGAAGAUAUUGUCACGCUGUUGCGGAAAGCUGCAGCUGCUGCGCUAACAAUAGUUCAAACGAGGGACUCUGGCCAGGCUACGCCCAGCAAUUCACCUGCAUGGUCCGAAGAUGGAAAAGGACCGACACAGUCAUCAGCUACACAAGGCAUACCUACUUCAGUCCGCCCCCGCGAAUCGGAAGUCGGCGUGCUGACACCUCCGGGCUCGAUCGAGCCCCAGCGCCAGCACAAGAAGGAGAACCGUGCAUUCCGCUUAGCAGAGAUCACAGCGGGAUGCUGGCUGUCUGGCGAUUUCGAUCCGAUGACCGUAGCUAUCGCGUCAGCUUUUGGCCACUCCCUUGGCUGGGAAGGUAUCAUGAAUCUUUGUUACGGCGUCGAGAGCGGUUCCUCGCAGGCGGGCGAUUUCAUCCCUCUCGGUAGGGCUGCUGAGCUUCACGAACAGAGCAAAGUCAACUCCGCGAAUGUCCUUGCUUGGCGCUCGGAUGUCGCUGCCUCUGCGGGCGCCACUCCAGAGACCCGACUGGCAGAUUUGCCUUCGGCGGUAGCUGACGCGUUGGACAAUGAUCUCGAUCGCUUGAAUCCGGAAGCUGAAGUCAUACAAUCGGAAGGCUCUGCAGAGAGCUUGGGCAGUUGGUUGAAGAAGCUUCGAAGUCGUCUACAAGGGGCGACUAGCUUGCCUCACCGUUUGCCUGAAGUUAAAGAAGCUUCAGGGACGGGCAUCGCCACGCAGCGAUCAUGGCAGCACUGGCUUGAGCUUUUCCGCAGCAUUGCGGCUUGGAUAGACGCAUUUGAGGAGACUAGAGUUAAGGCUGGGCUAGCCACCGAAGUCGGACAACAGCAGACAGCAUUGGUGUGGACAGCACCUGAUGGCGAAGGUUACAACUCUCUCUUUGCUCCUUCGCUUCUCAAGGACAUUAGCAAUGUGCAGAACCCUUUCAGGCGUCGACACGGAGUGCCAGAUGGCCUUCCGCCCGGACCAGACGGAGACGAGCUGGCGAGCUAUCGGUGGUCGAAGCAAAACCUGGACGCCAGGCACUUUUCCACUCCAUUGACCCACAUGUGUCUAUCUCUCGAGCACAUCGUCUCCCAGCUUGCCACUCAAGAGUGGCCGCAUCGUUCUGCAUGGGAGCUGGACUAUCUGGAGAUGUGCGUUUUCCACACCCCGAUCAUCGCUCAUCGCUUCCCACCACCAAGCUACAAGGCAGUAAUGGACGAGCAGACGCUCCAGCCAGAGAGCGCAGAAGAACGCGCGCGCGCCAAUGUGUGUCCCAUGCCUUCGCCCAAUGGCGUCUGGAGCAGUGCGUCGUGGCGAAGAUGGCUGAGCCGCGUACAGGAAGGACAGAUUCUCGUUCCGGCUGUCGCUUGGCAAGCUUGGUGGACUCUCAUUGCCAUUUUGAAUGGCGCCGACCGCUCGGGGCGGCCAUACGACUUGCAGGUCAAGAGCUAUGAAGAGCCAUUUUCGGUUCUGACAGACGAGCGCAGUGUCUACCUUUAGCAAAUCUGUGACGUGUCCUUCUUACAUGCACCGCAAUAGAGAAUGCAUUGUCACCUAUCAUCAUACCAGCGCGCAUGUACACAAUCUGAGACAACAUCUGCAAGGAU
Tilletiaria anomala UBC 951 is the source of this 4610-nucleotide messenger RNA. RefSeq lists its product as uncharacterized. Bases 358 to 4503 code for a protein of 1381 amino acids. The record is from RefSeq and is a predicted model, not a curated record. NCBI's taxonomy places the organism in Eukaryota, Fungi, Basidiomycota, Exobasidiomycetes, Georgefischeriales, Tilletiariaceae. The transcript has 4 exons.